ACCAAACAGACUUUACAACCACUGAAAGCUGCUUUCUUGCCCUUCGGCUCAGUUUAAAUCGUUCAAAUUUCCCCAUUUCCCUGUGAUUUUGGAACUUUAUCAUCGCUACCUCUGAGAACUGUCCUGGUAGCUUUUAUUACAGGUGUCACCUAACAAGCUGUCUGUAGAAUGAGUCCUCCGUGGCCUAAAGGGAAGAAACUUGUCCACCUAGAUUUGAAAGGCGCCCGACCACGGAUCGGGUACCUUCAUAAGCUGAUCGAGCUCUUCUCUCGGCUGGGUGCUGACGGCCUGCUGGUGGAGUAUGAGGACAUGUUUCCUUAUGACGGAGAGCUGAAGCUCCUGCAAGCUACAGCGCAUCCCGCUUACAGCCGAGAGGAGGUGAUGUCCAUUCAGGAAUCUGCCAAAGCAAGGGGCAUGGAGGUGAUCCCACUUGUGCAGACCUUUGGACAUAUGGAGUUUGUGUUGAAGCAUCGGUCGCUGUGGCACCUCAGAGAGGUCCCGCUCUGCGUCGGAACCCUUAAUCCCCACAAAGAGGAAGGCUUCAAGCUGGUGAUGGAGAUGCUGAGGCAGGUGGUUGAUCUGCAUCCAGGUCUAAGAACGCUCCACAUAGGAGCAGAUGAGGUUUACACCCUUGGAGAAGGGGAGGACUCCAAACUUUGGCUGGACUCAACUGGUGGUACAGUUGAACAGCUUUUCCUUAGUCAUGUGAACAAGGUUGCCAAGGCUAUUAAAGAGGCGUGGCCUGACAUGAAUAUCAUAAUGUGGGAUGAUAUGAUGCGAGGCAUGAGCCAGGACACACUGAAAGCAAGCGGUCUAGUAGGACUUGUGCAGCCCAUGUUGUGGGACUACACCCCAAACCUGGAUGUGGAUAAAACUGUGUCUCUGCUGGAGAAGUAUCACGGUGCCGGCAUGUCCGACCUGUGGGCAGCCAGCUCCUUCAAAGGUUCCACUUUCGUUCACACCUGCGUGACCUGCACACAGAGACACGUGGAUAAUCACCUGCAGUGGCUGAAGGUGGCGGCCUCUCUGCCUGCUGCCAUUAACAUGAGGGGCAUGGCCAUCACAGGUUGGCAGAGGUAUGACCACCUGUCAGUUCUGUGUGAGCUACUUCCUGUUGCUCUCCCCUCGCUGGCUUCCUGUCUGCAGACUCUCAUCCACGGUGAAUUCAGCACUGAGGCGAACAGAAAAGUAACAGAGACGCUGGGAGUAUCUUCAGUGGAGGUUGAAGCCAUGGAGAGAGCUUCUGCGGAUGAGUCUCUGUUCCCAGGAAGGAAGCUGGCAGAGUUGAUCCUGGAGAUAAAUUCACUGCUCGACUCAGAAGAUUUCAGAUUUUUUGAAAGCAAUAUGUUUGUACGAGGAUGGUUCAGUCCCUACCACAGGCAAAGGAAGACGGUAAACCCGUUAAACUGCAUGCAUAUUCACAAGCAGGCUUCCGAGUAUUUGGACACGUUACAGAAGAAAGUAGAGGCCUUAAAAAAGGAAAUGGUGGCUCUUUAUCCUGAUUCUACAGUGGAGGAGUGGAUAGAGGAACACAUCAGCGCUGUAAUGGCUCCGCUGCAGCGAAUCACAGAAGCUAUCCAGGAAUGCAUUAAAGAAAUGGUGCCAUGAAGAAAUCAAGCUUUACUGGACUUUAUUUUCAGCCUAAAAGACAUUUCCUUUCCUUUUUUACAAUCAAAUUAUACCUUCCUAUGUAAAUUGAUGUAUGUAUUGAGUAUGAAGGAAAGGAGAAACUUCAGACGUUUUUAUUAGUUAUAUAAAAGUCGAGCAAUUAUUCAGUGAAUGAAAAAAACUUUCAAGACUUCUGCAUAAUUCUUUUAUUCUUUUUGUUUAGGCGUUAAACAUCA
Cyprinodon variegatus (sheepshead minnow) is the source of this 1844-nucleotide messenger RNA. RefSeq names its product hexosaminidase (glycosyl hydrolase family 20, catalytic domain) containing (gene hexd). Bases 169 to 1608 code for a protein of 479 amino acids. Gene Ontology annotation, biological process: carbohydrate metabolic process. Lineage: Eukaryota; Metazoa; Chordata; Actinopteri; Cyprinodontiformes; Cyprinodontidae. Gene Ontology annotation, molecular function: hexosaminidase activity. The record is from RefSeq and is a predicted model, not a curated record. The transcript is spliced from 12 exons.